Messenger RNA from Chanos chanos (milkfish), 1323 nucleotides. It is a transcript of the gene arl13a, whose product is annotated as ADP-ribosylation factor-like 13A. Gene Ontology annotation, cellular component: non-motile cilium; ciliary membrane. Lineage: Eukaryota; Metazoa; Chordata; Actinopteri; Gonorynchiformes; Chanidae. The transcript is spliced from 10 exons. The record is from RefSeq and is a predicted model, not a curated record. Gene Ontology annotation, molecular function: GTPase activity; GTP binding. Gene Ontology annotation, biological process: non-motile cilium assembly; receptor localization to non-motile cilium. Bases 1 to 1323 code for a protein of 440 amino acids.
AUGGAUGCUGACAUAUUACUGUACGAACUAAGGAGAAAAUGGUGCUCUCCUCUUUGCUCUCCACCUCAGCUCAACAUGUUCAACCUGAUGAGCAAUUGCUGCAGCUGGGUUUCCAAGCUCCAGCAACCAAUGAGGAAGAUCACAGUGUUGGUAGUGGGUCUUGACAAUGCUGGAAAGACAUCUACCAUUAGAGGGAUGUUGAGAGUACCCACAGGAGAGAUAGGCCCGACCCACGGAUGUGUGCGCACGGAGCUGAGGGUUGAAAACUUCUUGGUGACUCUGUUGGAUAUGAGUGGUGCUCCGGCGGCUCGGGGAGCAUGGAAGGAACACUAUGGGGAGGCCCAUGGCAUUAUUUUUGUUGUGGAUUCCAGUGACAGACAACGGGUCAAAGAGGUUAAAGAGCUGCUCACGGACAUUCUGAAAAACCCCAGAGUGGCAGGAAAACCGCUACUGGUACUGGCUAACAAACAGGACAAAAUGAACGCCUUGUUGGGGAGUGAACUUAUUGAGAUGCUGUCUCUGGAGAAACUGGUCAAUCAGAGUCAUUCUCUGUGUCACAUUGAACCAUGUUCAGCUUUGAUAGACUUGCGGCGCUGGUCAGACAAAAAGACACUGCGUGGUCUGCGUUGGCUACUGCGGGCCGUGUGUCUCGAUUACCCAGAACUCUGUGCACGUGUGGUCAGAGAUGCUAGGAGGCCACUAGGUCCGGAAGAUAAAGAAAGGAGAGUGAAAGGCGAGAAAACCCGUGGCAAGACCAAAGAAGAAAGAAUACAAGGCAGCAAGACAGAUCUAAGGCAAGUCCAGCACCCCCUGGAGAAAGAACGGAGAACAGGAGGCACUCUACAACCAAUAAGAAAUAUUUUGAACAAGGAAAACACACUAAAAAGGAAGUUAAAGAGGAAGAAGAAGGCAAAGGUCAAGAUUAAAAAAGAGAAUGCAAAAAAUAAAGGAGGGGAAGAGGAAGAGGAGGAGGCUGAUGGAAAUGAAGCAGAACAAGAGCAGAAUGGGCAUAAAGAGAAAGCAAGCAGUGCUCUGUUGCCUGGGAAACGUGGGAAGCUUAAACGGAAGGUCAGAGUGAAAGAGGAGACCUUGGAUCUGCCGGAAUCUUCUGUUAUCAAGGACUCUAAGUCCUCCAAAGGAAAAGGAGAAAAGAAGAAAAAAAAGAAGGCAGUGAAAGUUAAACGGGCAAACAAGAUAAAUACUGAAGAGUUACCUACUGCAUACUCACAGCCUGUUGACUUAUCCACCACUUUUGAUCUUUACAGAAAAGCAAUUUUGGCUCUAAAAGCCCGACAGGACCAGGAUCUGGUGGAGGGUCAGUAA